Molecule: messenger RNA, 966 nt
Organism: Puccinia triticina
Lineage: Eukaryota; Fungi; Basidiomycota; Pucciniomycetes; Pucciniales; Pucciniaceae
Exons: 6
Coding region: 1-966 (321 amino acids)
Biological process (GO): cytosolic ribosome assembly
Cellular component (GO): mitochondrial matrix
Source: RefSeq, a predicted model, not a curated record
AUGCAUAUACAUAUUUAUGCAAAGUGGAAAGCACCGCCGGCUGCCCACAACCCAAGUCAGCCGCCGGAAUGCAAGAGCUCGCGAAGACCGACAUCUUCCCAUCUCGACGAUAUACAGAGCAGCCUCUCCCCAUUCAAACAACAAACUCAAGAACGACUAUCCAAGAUGAUUUCUAAACCUAUCUGGUCACUCUCACGACUUGCCGUUCGCUCUCGAAUCCCGCUUUCGGCGACUCUUCCAGCCCGGGCGUCACCUUUCCUUCGAUCAAGCCCUCAAGCUUGCUCUCAGAUACUCUCAGCCCAGAGACACUUUUCCGUUGGACCAGUCAGCCGCUCGGCUGGAGAAACCGAUUCCCAACUAGUCGAUAAACUUGAGGCAGAAAUCAGCUACGAGAAGGAUGCAGAAUCGACAGAGGACCCACAGUGGCUUAAGGAAUUCAAGGCAGAUGGUACAUUCCAAAUUACCGAUAAACCCGGGUCUGACGAAGUCACCUUAACCCGCAAAUUUGGAAACGAGCACAUUCGAAUUGUCUUCUCUUGUUCGGACUCUGAGACAGAUGAGAUUAACGAUGAACUUGAGGAGGAGUCAGAGGACGAUGAUAAAGAAGCGAUUGGAAACUGUCGAAUCCGCACAGCCAUCAGCAUCAUGAAGCCUGGAAAGGGCGGUAUGGUUAUCGACUCCUCAACAGACGGUGCUAGCUUUGACAUAGAUAACGUGUCAUUUUACGACGAUGAGAAGUUGGCCCUUGAUGAAACUCAUGAAAGCGACUGGAAACGAAGGGGUCUCUACUUUGGCCCAACGUUCGUUGACCUUGACGAAGAGCUCCAGCGAUCCUUUGCCGAGUUCCUCGAGGAACGUGCCAUUGGAAGUGAACUAGCAGCGGUUGUUCUCGACUUGGCUGACCAUAAGGAGCAAAAGGAAUAUGUCAACUGGCUCGAUAAAAUGAGCAAGUUCAUCAAGGCUUGA